AUGCCCUUCGUCAUCUGUAAGAUUUUCAACAACAAUCCUCGUGGACUCAUCAGUCCGAUUACCAUGGACGGAAUAAGCUCUCUCGUCGACUUUGUCGCGAUGGAUGCUGUCCUUCUUCUUAGUUUUCUUAUCACUUCCACUUGUUACUUCUGGAUUGUUGCAAGAGCCAAUCCCACUCUCUCCGGGGACCAUUUCUUCAACAUAUUCGUUUCAAGCUCAUCACUCAUAGUACUCGUCUUGCUCCCUGCUCUUCUGCAGAGGCGCAAUGGGUGGUGUCUCUUCUCACAUGUGGGGCUCGGAGUACAAAAAGUCUUUCAAUUUCAUACCUCCGCUUACGAGGACGUAUGUGUAAGGGCGCACCAACAAGCUAAAACCACUAUCAGCGUUGAUCAUGUCGCUCUCAAGCUCCAUAUAGAUGGGGAAGGAACCAAGGCCGCCAUUCCGAGGUGGAAGCCGGGCUCCUCUCUGACUUUCAACAUUAACCGAGCAAGCUUUCCGGGCGAGGAAGUGUGCGAAGAGGCCACAGGUGCACUCGUGAAUGCCGCGAACGAUUGGAACACCAGUUACCUCACCGUGGCCUUUCGCAGAGUAAAUGACUUUGAGCGCGCGGUCUUUACGCUUACCUACUGUAACAUGAACCAUGAAAGCCCCACCUGUCUUGCUGUGGCUUUCAACCCGGGUUCGUGGUCCCAACCAAACACACCCCUCAACGUUUACCGCUUGGCUUUCGACUGCCAAACUUAUAUCCCGCUAAGAGAGAUGUUCUGCCACGAGCUGGGACACGUUCUCGGUUUCCGCCACGAAAAUGCAAUAAAAGAUGAGGAAAACCAGCCCUGUGUCAGCUUCGGCACCGACAACCCCGGAUCCAUCAUGCACAGCAACUACAAGGAGUGGGGCGGGGGCAUCCGCCCUACAGACCGCCUUGAUGCGAGGGCCUUCUACGAAUUUUCUCGCUGCCGCGUUGGCUCCGGCAGAAAGCGAGACCAUCCCAUUCAUCCCAUUCGCGACGUCGACCCCAAACUUUCCAUUGACGGCAUCCAUCCCGAAGUCCCCAGUAUUAAUACUGGCCCCAACGUAGUUCCUCCUCAGCCUUGCGGCAUCAUGUAG
Messenger RNA from Parascedosporium putredinis, 1107 nucleotides. NCBI's taxonomy places the organism in Eukaryota, Fungi, Ascomycota, Sordariomycetes, Microascales, Microascaceae. The record is from the annotation of a GenBank genome assembly.